UUUUUUAGUAGAAUUUUGAAGGUUAUAAAAUUUUUAAAUGUUAUACACAUAUAGGUGGCUAGCAAGAUUGUAAACAAAAUACAUAACCUAUAAAAUACUCCAAAAUUAAGAAUGCACCACGUUGGUUUAUUUAGUCUGCUAAUUUUUAUGUGAUUAAUUAGGAUUUUUUAUAAAUAAUUUUAAGUGGUAAUUUGGAAUUUAAAUGAUGAAGAUUGUUUGAUAAAAAAAUAAAAAAAUGAGUGAUUUUGCUAAAUCGCAGCUCGAGAAAUUUGGUUGGGUUGCAGGUAAAGGUUUAGGAAAAAAUGAAGAUGGGAUGACAGAAGCCCUGCGACCAAAAUUAAAAUUCGACACCAGUGGAAUAGGCCAUAGAGACACGUCUGGGAACCAAUGGUGGAAUUCAGUUUACAACCAAGCAUUGAAUAACAUCAACGUUGACAGUUCAUCAGAAAACAAGCCAGUCUUCAAAGUAACUAAGAGCAACGCGGUUGAAAUAGCUGCUGCGAAGCUCAAUAUAAACAUAGGAAACUCCAAGAAAUCAAAGGACGGCUUAGUCUACGGCAACUUUGUAAAAACUUCCACGCUAGAAGGGUCCAAAGAAGUCCAGAGUGCUGCGCAAAAAAAGCUGAGUGCCAAGAAAGAUGACCCGGUAAUGUUCAAGGACUUUAUUGUCGACGAUGACAAGCUAUUCAAGGCAUGUGGCGGCAGAACUGCACACAAGGGUGCUCGGCAUGGUCUCAAGCUCAGCGGGAAGUUGGCCAGGAUUCAGCAGCAGGAGCUGUAUUUUGCCAAUCUCGCGGAAGUUAAAAGUGCCAAGAGGAGAGCACACAUUGGCUGUACUGCUAAUGGUCUUGUUGAUGUUGACAAAGCUGUGGAAAAAUCUCCAGAGAUUUUGAACGAUGAUGAUGAUGAUAAUCAGUACAAAUCGGUGUCGAAGAAAAGUAACAGGAAAUUAAAGCGUAAGCUUGAAGAUUUGAGUCAUAAAUUAUCCAGCUCACUUUGUCUUGAGGAGAAAAUUGAUGGUGGUAAAAAAAAUAAAAAUAAAAUAUAUGUGGAGCCGCAAUGUGCUGAGGAAGAUGCUGAUGUUGGUUUCAAAAGGAAAAAGAAGAAGAAGAAAGAGAAAAAAGUUAUUACUGACUGUGAAUUUCUGAAUCAUAAAAUUGAAAAGAAGAAAAAAAAGAAACAUAAGAAAAAAGAGAAAGCUAAGUUGGAAUUGGCCUCUAAGAAUUUAACAGACUUUGAAGAAAUUGUUAAUAAUGUUUCUGAGAAUUUAGUUAAAGUUAAAAUUGAUAAGAAGAAAUCUAAAAAAUAAUUAUUAUU
Messenger RNA from Cotesia glomerata, 1317 nucleotides. RefSeq names its product G patch domain-containing protein 4. The transcript has 2 exons. Gene Ontology annotation, molecular function: nucleic acid binding. Gene Ontology annotation, biological process: regulation of ribosome biogenesis. The coding region runs from base 236 to 1309 and encodes 357 amino acids. Gene Ontology annotation, cellular component: nucleolus. The record is from RefSeq and is a predicted model, not a curated record. NCBI's taxonomy places the organism in Eukaryota, Metazoa, Arthropoda, Insecta, Hymenoptera, Braconidae.